This is a messenger RNA of Anastrepha ludens (Mexican fruit fly), 1975 nucleotides long. RefSeq lists its product as uncharacterized. NCBI's taxonomy places the organism in Eukaryota, Metazoa, Arthropoda, Insecta, Diptera, Tephritidae. The record is from RefSeq and is a predicted model, not a curated record. The transcript has 3 exons. Bases 543 to 1004 code for a protein of 153 amino acids. Gene Ontology annotation, biological process: regulation of synaptic transmission, cholinergic; positive regulation of voltage-gated potassium channel activity; sleep.
UUUCAGUUCGCUUUUAGUGGUCGACGAGUGCAAUACCUACGACUUGUGGAAGCCAACGAAUCGAAGAGUCAGCAGUCAGUCGUUUGGCAGUCAGUGAGCAGCAUUGUCGUCGUUCGGUAGUGUUUAGUGGUCAGUUGUGAGCAGCGCGCGAAUUUGGAAAAUUUAAAAAAAUUAAAUUUUGAAAACUCGUUUUUUUCAAAAAUAAAACUUCAAAAAAAAAUAUUUCUUUUUUUAAAUAGUUUGUGUGAAAAUAUUUUUGGGUUGCAGCAGAUUAAAAAAACCGAAUUUUCUUUUAAGUAAUUGCUGCAAUUUUUGAUUUUCACACACAAAAGUGUUUGUAAAUUGUGUGUGGGCGUGUUUUUGUUUGCGUGAAAUAUACAAAGACAUAAAAUUAUAAAUACAAUUUCGUUGCAUUUAUUUGAAGCGUAGUGAGCUUGCCAAUUAUUAAGCAACAAGUGCCUUUACAUACUAAAAAUACUAAAAAGAUUAAUAAAAAAAAAAAAAUCCAGAACAAUUAAAAGCCUCUUUUAAAAGCAGAAAUUAUGUCCACCUCAGCUUAUCUCCUGGCGCUACUUUUAGCACUGGCAUUGGGCAGCACAGCGGUCAAUGCUUUAUUAAAAUGUUGGCGCUGUUCAACCGAUGUUUCCAAUGGCGGCUUCUGCGAUGAUCCCUUCGAUCCCGAAUUCAUUUCCGAUCAACAGCGCUACUGGAGCUACGUGAAUUGUUCGUAUUCUGCGGGUUAUAAAUCGGUCAGCGCACGGCCCGUCUGCAAGAAACUAGUACAAGAAGUUUAUGGAAAACGUGUAAUUUCACGCUCUUGUUUCUACGAAGACUAUGACGACUCCUCUGAUCGCUGCGGGCACGAAACCACCUCAUCCUACAUUAAGACCGUUUUCUGUCAGACGUGCAGCACCGAUGGCUGCAAUGGCGCUGCUGCUUUCUCACCUUAUGUCGCGUUAGUACUGCUACCUCUGGCCACAUUGCUAAUGAAGCUGCUAAAAUGAAGAUCAUCGAAAUGGGCGCCUAGUUGAGGCUAUCGGAGGGAAUAGUUUGAAAUUCUAAAGUAGCAUUGCUUUUAUUUGUAAACUUAAAAGAAAAACUACAAUUAUUUGUACGAGUAUGCAUAUUCUAAUUUAAAAAUUUAAGUAAACUCUAGUUGUAAUGCUAAAUUAGAGAAUUCAUUUUGCUUUAAAUGUAUAAAAUCAUGUAAGAGUUUGAUAAUUUUCCUUAUAGUUAAAUUAUUUUCGACUUCAGCUCGUAAUAUUUUAUUUACAAAUUAUUUAAGUGCUGAAUUUUUCUAACUUUUUUUCAAGCUUAAUUAUUUUUGAAACUAUAUUUAACAAAAUUCGCACAAAACUGAAAGUGAGUAAUACUAACUUCUGGCACUUUGCUGACUUUAAAGUAGAGGUUUGUUACAAUUUAGAAAUUAAAAAAACAAAGACAAAACAAUGAACAGAGUAAUACAAAACUUCAUCAUUUAAUGCUGAAUCUAUCAACUAAUAUAAAUACAAAAUAACGGUUUCCACUACAUUGCACAUUUUAUUGCAAGAGCCCAUCUAACCCAUCUAAACUCAGAUGCGGAGAAUUAAGCAUCUUUAAAAGGGCUAUUCAUAAGCUGAUGCCCGGUGCGUUUGAACCCAAUUGUGCAAGCAUUUGAAUUAUUUAAAAGUCAUAAUACAGCAAUCAAUGAGAAGACUCCCCAGUAAAUGACUAAACUAUGCGGAAUAAAUCAAUCGUUUCCAAUGAACCGAAAUAUCAAACACAAAUUUAUAUGAUACGCAUUUUGAGGCAGAACCUUGAAUUUUGUGUCGAUAAUUUUAUAUUAAAUAAUUUUAUAAUUACAAAUUUAUAAUUAAAUAUUUCUAAAGAAAAGCAAUUAUACUAAUAUCACCUUUGUCAUAAAAUUUAUAUUUAUAUUAUUAUUAUACAAGUAAAUGGAAAUAAGUAAGUGAAAUGUCCAAAUAAAGCGAGUGAA